CCUCAUCUUCUCCAGACUCCAUCUGAGAUCGACUGAUCGCGCAGGAAGAAAUGGAGAACAGGAAAGAAGACAGUAACGACGCUGGCGCUGUAUCAGCCAACUCUAAUGCUCAUGCACAAUCAACAACAGAGAGCUCCAAAAACGGUUCCAUCUCUGGCUUCGACUCUCUUCAUCGCCUCCUUCAAGCUUCCCUCACCCCCCAACUCUUUCAGGAAGUCAGCCGCUUGCUUCUUGGGCUAAAUUGUGGGAGAGCAGUUGAGGCCAUUGAACUUCCUGAGCCUGCCAAAGCUCUGUCAGCAAAACAUGGCUUUGAUCUUCAGGCAUUUUUGUUUCGUGCUGACAAAGAGUCGUUGAGAGAACCUCGGAUCGUCAGGGUUGGCCUCAUUCAGAAUUCUAUUGCUCUUCCUACGACUGCACCUUUCUUGGAACAGAAGAGGGCCAUAUUUCAGAAGUUGUCGCCCAUCAUUGAUGCUGCUGGGACUGCGGGAGUAAAUAUCCUGUGUUUGCAAGAGGCCUGGACGAUGCCAUUUGCAUUCUGUACUCGUGAGAAAAGAUGGUGUGAAUUUGCUGAGCCGGUAGAUGGAGAAUCUACACUGUUUCUUCAAGAGUUUGCUAGAAAGUAUAACAUGGUCAUUAUCAGUCCCAUUCUUGAGAGGGAUGUGAAACAUGGAGAGACGCUCUGGAAUACGUGUGUAGUCAUUGGUAAUCGUGGUAACAUUAUUGGAAAACACCGGAAGAAUCAUAUACCUAGAGUCGGGGACUUUAAUGAGAGUACAUACUAUAUGGAAGGAAACAAUGGCCAUCCUGUCUUUGAGACGGCUUAUGGCAAGAUUGCGGUUAAUAUAUGUUAUGGAAGGCAUCAUCCUCUCAACUGGUUAGCUUUCGGGCUAAAUGGAGCUGAGAUUGUUUUCAACCCUUCAGCUACUGUCGGUGAGCUCAGUGAACCAAUGUGGCCCAUCGAGGCUCGUAAUGCAGCAAUAGCAAAUAGUUACUUUGUUGCUUCAAUAAAUCGAGUUGGAACCGAAGUUUUCCCCAAUGCAUUCACAUCUGGAGAUGGAAAGCCCGAGCACACAGAUUUUGGGCAUUUCUAUGGUUCUAGCCAUUUCUCGUCACCAGAUGCUUCGUGCACACCGUCUUUAUCCCGUUACAGAGACGGCUUGAUCAUAUCGGACAUGGAUCUUAACCUCUGCAGACAACUCAAGGACAAGUGGGGAUUCAGGAUGACUGCACGAUACGAAAUGUAUGCAGACUUGCUUUCUCGCUAUGUAAAACCAGAUUUCGAGCCACAAGUCAUCUCUGAUCCCUUGUUACAUAAGAAUGCCUCUUAGAAACUAUCUGUAAUGUAAACAUUCAUUUGUCAAUAACUCAAGAACCACUGUUUAUUCUGCAUCAUUGCAUUCUAGUACAUUAAACUCCCAUUAUUACAGUACUUUGGUUGAAUAAAGAAAACCCUUUUUAGUU
Messenger RNA from Ipomoea triloba (trilobed morning glory), 1461 nucleotides. RefSeq names its product beta-ureidopropionase. Gene Ontology annotation, molecular function: beta-ureidopropionase activity. The transcript is spliced from 6 exons. The record is from RefSeq and is a predicted model, not a curated record. Bases 51 to 1328 code for a protein of 425 amino acids. Lineage: Eukaryota; Viridiplantae; Streptophyta; Magnoliopsida; Solanales; Convolvulaceae.